This is a messenger RNA of Adelges cooleyi (spruce gall adelgid), 698 nucleotides long. RefSeq lists its product as uncharacterized. Bases 47 to 559 code for a protein of 170 amino acids. NCBI's taxonomy places the organism in Eukaryota, Metazoa, Arthropoda, Insecta, Hemiptera, Adelgidae. The record is from RefSeq and is a predicted model, not a curated record. The transcript is spliced from 3 exons.
AGAAAACCCUGUGUCAAUCGAAAGAAGUCAACAGGAAGAAUUCAGAAUGUUUUACCCUGUCGACGAGGCUUGGCAAUACGACAAGUGUUUCAAAUGGGAUUUGACACUGGAAAAGCCUUUCAAGUAUAUCCAAAUGCCAACAUUUCUCAAUACUCCGAAGAAAUGUGUUAAAAUGCAGAGAGACAAAAAUAGUUUUUUCAGAGCAAUUUCUUAUUGUGUGACCGGUACAGAAAUCAAUCAUCAAAUCUUUCGAAAAUAUGUAGCUCGAGAAAUCCUUUUUAAUCGUGCUAUUCAAAAACUAUACAAAGAAAACGAGUUCAUAAGCUGUAAUAUACAAAAUACUUGGGCGACUAAAAUAGAAAUAAUUGCUUCGGCUGUUCUUUUGGAUACGUCGAUAUUUAUCUAUUCACACGACACACAGACAUGGGACGUAUACAACAAGAACAUUAUAGACAAUGUUCCAGUGGACACUUCAUUUGAGAAGUGCAUUUACCUAAGGCAAAAGUCUCCAAAUGUAUAUGAUUUAGUUCAAGAUGUAGAGCAUAGAGGAUAUUUUUAAUGCUGGCAAUUAACGUACCUAGAGGUUUAUAUUGAGAAGAUUUGUCUUUAUCAUUGUUAAAAUCGUUAAGUUGUACUAAUAAGCUGUAUGCUACAUUACGUAUUAAAAUUAAAUAUAUUUAUUAAAAUCCUGUUUACCU